Molecule: messenger RNA, 1919 nt
Organism: Perca flavescens (yellow perch)
Lineage: Eukaryota; Metazoa; Chordata; Actinopteri; Perciformes; Percidae
Gene: clpp
Product: caseinolytic mitochondrial matrix peptidase proteolytic subunit
Exons: 8
Coding region: 97-1002 (301 amino acids)
Biological process (GO): protein quality control for misfolded or incompletely synthesized proteins
Cellular component (GO): endopeptidase Clp complex
Molecular function (GO): ATP-dependent peptidase activity; serine-type endopeptidase activity; ATPase binding
Source: RefSeq, a predicted model, not a curated record
CUACAGAGAAGAAGAAAGCGGGGUUCACAGUUGAAGUUGUAAUUGGUUCCGGUGUAUCUGGGGGUCACACAGAGGGUUAAAGAAAAGACUUCAAAAAUGCUGUUGCAAAGAGUGUUGCGCAUUGGAGGCUUGACGCUGAAACACAGCCGGUCCAUCCACCACAGUCCUGUAUGGAGGAGUCCUCUUAUACCCAUGGUUGUGGAGCAGACAAGAGUGUUGCGCAUUGGAGGCUUGACGCUGAAACACAGCCGGUCCAUCCACCACAGUCCUGUAUGGAGGAGUCCUCUUAUACCCAUGGUUGUGGAGCAGACAGGGAGAGGAGAAAGAGCAUAUGACAUCUAUUCCCGCCUCCUGAGAGAGAGAAUCAUUUGUGUAAUGGGUCCUAUCGAUGACACUGUAGCUAGUCUGGUUAUCGCCCAGCUGCUCUUCCUACAGUCAGAAAGCAACAACAAGCCCAUCCACAUGUACAUCAACAGUCCUGGCGGUGUGGUGACAGCAGGCCUGGCCAUUUACGACACCAUGCAGUACAUCCUUAAUCCCAUCUCCACCUGGUGUGUUGGCCAGGCAGCCAGUAUGGGCAGCUUGCUGCUGGCGGCCGGAACGCCGGGCAUGAGGCAUUCACUGCCCAACGCCCGCAUCAUGGUUCACCAGCCUUCAGGAGGCACCAGGGGCCAGGCCACAGACAUCGCCAUCCAGGCUGAGGAGAUCCUGAAGCUGAAGAAACAGAUCAACGUCAUCUACGCCAAACACACGGGCCAGCCGCUGGAAACCAUUGAGGGUGUGAUGGAAAGGGACCGCUACAUGGGCCCCAUGGAGGCGCAGGACUUUGGCAUCAUCGACAAGGUCCUGAUCCACCCGCCCCAGGCCGGCCAGGACGAGCCGGAGCUGGUGCAGAAAGAGCCGGCGGGGGCGGCCAGCGCCCCCCAGCAGCCAGAGAGCGCAGCCCCCGCGCAGGACCUCCCUGGGACAAACCCCCCCUCCUCAUACAAACCUGAGCCAUGAAGCCACGUUAACAGUAGAGAGCGCUGGUGGUUUGAUACCCGACAGUUAGGGAAGAACAAGGCGGGCGCUUCCAUGAUGUCUUCUUUCUCCCCCCCUCCUCCCCCUUAAGCAACACUGUGCCAUCUCCACACGUGCGCAGGCAUCAUGUUACAGUGGUCAUCUGGAGUGAACCCAAUGUUUGCUACACCUUUUUUUUUUUUUUUUUUUUUUUUUUAAACAUUUUUAUUACUGUUAAGAUGUAGAAAUAAAAGUCAAAGAAAUGAUGGCUGAAGUUAGUCGUCACUCACAUCUGAAGGGAACUAUAGUAUUUCAGCUAGGGCUGCACGAUAUGAGGAAAAUAUGGGAUAUGCCAUAACGUUGUGGAAUAUCACGAACGAUAUUACUUGCGAUGAAUACAGAUGUUAAAAUGUACUCAGUUCUGCCUUUCUGCUGCUUUCAUUAAUAAUUAAUUUUGUUGAAUUAAAAAUGGUUCUUUUAUAGAACAAAUUGAACAUCGGAUUGAAUAUGAAACACUAAGAAAAGAAUGGCAGUGACAUUCUAAAGUGCAGUAUCUGUAGAAAAUAAGUACUCUUCUUUUAACCAAUUUCAAAACAUCUCGAGUGUCCUGAUUUGCCGCAGUGUGUUUAUCGCACAAGUUGAUAUUGCGAGGACAAUUUAAAAAACAAAAUAAUGUAUUGUGCAGCCCUAGUUUCAGCUGACUUUUGGGUUAGUGCUCGCAGAGUGAACAGCACCGCGUGAUAAAAGGUCGAUGGUGUUAUUCGGGGGGAGGGGACGCCUGCUUGAGACUACGGAGCCAUCUCGUUCUGUACCUCCGUGCUGCAGACACAGCCGGCCACUGGAAGAGUGUAGAUGACCUGUAUGACCUGUAUUUCAAUACUCAUAUUUGUAAUUAAUAAAAAUGUCCACAACUCACCAAA